CUCAUUUAAAAGAUUCAAGAAAGAACAAAUCGUUCAACGGUCAUUAUGGAGCACGCUACAGCGAUUCUUGCAAGACAAGCAGCAAUCGAUGCUUUGCUACGAUACGUAGACGGUCUCGACCGUGCCGACGAAGCCCAACUCGAAUCUGCCUUUACUGAAGAUGCUACUCUCGACCUCUCUGCUUUGAGCUCGCUGGGAAAGACUUUCGGGGCAAUUCAUGGUCUCGAUAGUAUUUCUGCCGUAUGCAUGGCAGCAGUAGGCAAGGCUCUAGAAACAACACAUUCGUUGACCAACAUUCUGGUCAAGCUAAACGACGAAAACGACAACGCCAUUGUUACCUGUUACUGCGAAGCUCAACAUAUCAAGCAAGGCCAAGCGUUUGCCUCUGAUUCUCAGGAUAACUCACUUCUAGUGAAAAGUCGGUACAGCGCAUCGGUUUCAAAGAAGGGGUCUACGUGGAGAAUUGAACGAUUGGAUAUUGUGCCACUGUGGAGCAAGGGCAACUCGAGUGUGCUGGAGCAAUGAGUGAAGUGAAACUGUUUGUCGCCUGUAUGAAUGACUGACAUGAUGGCGUGAAAUCAAAUACAGCCAGCUUGGCACCUAGACUUGAGGUCUAGCAGACUCAUAGCUUUCGAGAAGCAAGGGCGACAUCCAAAAGUCUGAGCGAAGAAUAUGAAAGCAGCUGCAUUCUCC
This is a messenger RNA of Trichoderma atroviride IMI 206040, 693 nucleotides long. RefSeq lists its product as uncharacterized. NCBI's taxonomy places the organism in Eukaryota, Fungi, Ascomycota, Sordariomycetes, Hypocreales, Hypocreaceae. The record is from RefSeq and is a predicted model, not a curated record.